AAUAGAGAUUGCCUUGAAUUUGCCUUGAAUCAUUUCGCAUCAUUCUACUUAUCUGGAGUACGGUUUCAACUCUCAAGUGUAUACCGCCCCCCGCAAAAGAACAAUUCAAUUGCUACCGAUGCUCUGUGUCCGGUGAUACAUUAAUAAUUAUUUUAUGCCUGUCGUCGAUGUAAGCGAUUAUCUUCGAUAGGCUCUUCGUAUGAUGUCAGCUAUAGUCCCUGGGGCGAAUAAUUUGUCAGAAACCACUCCAGAAUCCGACCAUGUAACUGACAGGCAAAAAUUACAAGAGGACUUGUUGGCUGCUGCUAAAAAAUGCCAUCUCAGAUUUGGCGGACGAGCAGAAUUAGCUACUGAUUCUGAUGUCUGCGUUAAUCUGCUGUGUUACAUGUUUGAGUCGAUUUUUAAUCACGGAUUACGUGCUAAUCGCACAGAUAAAUUAAAUUCAGCACUUAGGCACGUUUCAGACUUAGUAUCAGGUGGCUUAUACAAGACUAGUAUAGCUCAAGAGGCCACAUUUUGGCCUUGCCUUAGGGAACAGCUUACUUGGCACGAACAAGAGCGCUUCAGUGUGCUUAGAAAAGUUUGCACAGAUUUGGGACGAGGUAGAGCAUGGCUCAGAGCUGCUCUGAAUGAGAAAUCCCUUGAGAGGCAUUUGCACUCUAUAAUUAAUCCUGAAAAUCUGUCCCCUUUUUAUGAAGAUUGGGCAUUUUUAUUAGACCAAGAAAGAUCCUCAGUCCUACCUAAUGUAGCAGCAGGUCUGGGGACAAUAUUAUUUGCGAUACGGAUAGACAAUGAGAACCUUGAUGACCGUAAUAAGGAAGGACAAAUCGCAGGUUGCAAUAUAUCGCAGUCUGAACCAAUUAUUCCAACAAUACUUCCAGAUUCUUCCAAAAUCGAUCAUGAAAAGCGCAAGAAAAAGGUACGCACUCAUAUAAUCUCAUUUGAUGACGAGGACGAGUACGGUCAGGAAAGCGAAGUUAUAAAAGUGGAUGUAUCUGUCAGUGCACCUCCAACUUGCUUAAGCUCACCAACUAUGACGUCCGUUAAAGACUAUUUGCUGGAAGGUCAGCCUGAUUCCGAUGGUUCAUCUGUUGAGCGAAAUAACACAACAGUUGAAUGGCAAAACGAGCCUGUAGAAGAGGAAAGAGUUCUGACUCCCUUAACUGACGUUGGAAGUAUGGGGGGACUAGUGCCAGUAUCACCCACCGAGGAGCCAAAUCUCGAGGACUUACUCGUCACCCCUCCAAGUUACUCCGAUGAUGUGCAAGAGGUGACAGAGGCUGCGGUAGAAGCUAUUGAACCACCAACUGGUUUGGAAAUACAGAAAGAUGUGGACAAUCUUGAUAUUGAAACUCUACGCAUCAGGUUACUCGCUUUUGCUGAACUCCUCGACCAAGCUAAAGAAGAUGCGACAGGCAGUAGAUUACAGCUGGCCCGUUUUCAGAGGCAACACCAGGAUCAAGUUGAGAGGCAUGAUUUGCAGCUGCAAGCAUUGCACAGAGAAAAUCAACUUCUUAGGCAACAAUUGAGGAAGUAUGUCACUGCCGUACAAAUGCUUCGGAGAGAUUCAGACUCUACUAACGUGUCAGAAGAAGAUCAUUCGUUAGAUUACCAUAACGAGGCACAACAAUAUCAAGAUAAACUGGUGCAAGUAGCCGAAAUGCAUGCGGAACUAAUGGAAUUUAAUGCCAGACUGACUAUGCAAUUAACUAACAGGGAUAGGCUGGUGAAAUUACUGCAAGCGGAAUUGGAAUGCCUUCGAGGACCAUUGAGUGAAGAUGGACUGCCAAUGGAACCACCUUGCCUCAUACAUAUAUGGGUGCCAUCUGCUUUUUUGACUGGGCAGUCAUCGGAUAUUCAUCACGUUUACCAGAUAUACGUACGUAUUAGGGACACGGAAUGGAAUAUCUACAGACGAUAUGCGCAAUUCUACUCACUUCACAAGGAACUCAAGAAACACGAUGCUAUCGUAACAACGUUUGAAUUCCCUCCCAAAAAGACAAUAGGAAAUAAAGAUGCUAAAUUCGUAGAGGAGCGACGUCUAAGGCUACAGCAAUGGUUAAGAAGAGUUGUUGGCCGGUUAGCUCAUUGUUCUCCAGCAUUUGCGGCUAGACCAAGCAGACAAACUCUCGUAUCGUUGAUGCCUUUUUUUGGUGAUCUUCCAAACAACGACGAUUCAAGAAAAAAAGGAAAUCCGACGAGAAACACGUUCUCAACGUCACCUCAGUAUACAGGACUAUAAUUAAUACGUUUACCUAGAUAAUUUGUACAUAACAUAACGAAUUCUUAGUUUACAUAUAUUUAACUACUGUACGUAAUAAAAAAUAUUUGAAAGCUGGUCUUUUAUACAAAGGUCGAAUCAGAUAUAUGUUUUUGGUAGUUAUACUGAAGAGGAUACAGUAUAUUUUAUUGCAUCUGGUUUUUAUCGAUUAGAAACACAGUGACCCGUAAAGCCCGUGCACUUAUCAGAUAUUUGAUAGUCAAUUUUUAUUGGUGAUUUGAACUCUAAAGGUAUUUCUUGCAUCGUGUACAAUUUACAAAGUCUGAUACUAUCACACAUAGGUUUUACAAAAUAAAGAUCUGUGUAAAUUUUAA
This is a messenger RNA of Diprion similis, 2595 nucleotides long. RefSeq names its product sorting nexin-29. The transcript has 12 exons. Lineage: Eukaryota; Metazoa; Arthropoda; Insecta; Hymenoptera; Diprionidae. The record is from RefSeq and is a predicted model, not a curated record. Bases 200 to 2242 code for a protein of 680 amino acids. Gene Ontology annotation, molecular function: phosphatidylinositol binding.